Molecule: messenger RNA, 1094 nt
Organism: Raphanus sativus (radish)
Lineage: Eukaryota; Viridiplantae; Streptophyta; Magnoliopsida; Brassicales; Brassicaceae
Product: basic endochitinase B-like
Exons: 2
Coding region: 153-962 (269 amino acids)
Biological process (GO): defense response to fungus; chitin catabolic process; carbohydrate metabolic process
Molecular function (GO): chitinase activity
Source: RefSeq, a predicted model, not a curated record
AAAAUCAAAUUAAGAGUUUGAUGGGAAUAAAUUAAUAAUACUCGAGAUGCCAAAAAAAAAAUUAAUAAUACUCGCAGAUUGAAUCUUGUAUUCUACUUACUAUAUAUAAUACGCUCCUUUGGUUACUAGAGAAACCAUAAACUUUGAGCAAAAUGAAGGCUAAUCUUUCCCUCUUCCUCAUCUUCUCGCUAAUCUUAUCAUUUGCUUCUGCCAAACAAUCUGGUCGUAACCGCACCCGCGAUCUUUCGAGCAUCAUUGCAAAAUCUCAGUUCGAAGAAAUGCUUAAGCAUAGAAACGAUUCUUCUUGUCCAGCUAGAGGUUUCUAUACUUAUGACGCCUUCAUCACCGCUGCAAAAUCCUUCCCCGGCUUUGGCACCACCGGAGCCACCGCGGCAAGGAAGAGGGAGAUUGCCGCUUUCUUCGGUCAAACAUCCCACGAAACCACCGGUGGGUGGCCUUCGCCAGUGGCAGAGGACGGAACAGAUACAUGGGGCUACUGUUCAAAGCAAGAAGAAAAGCCAUCGUCAGACUACUGUUCACCAAGCACCAAGUGGCCAUGCGCACGCGGUAAACGCUACUACGGAAGAGGACCAAUGCAGCUUAAAGGAAACAUCAAUUAUGGACAGUGUGGUGAAGCCAUCGGAGCGGACUUACUUAACCACCCAGCCCUUUUGACCAAGGACGCUGUAAUCGCUUUCAAAUCCGCCAUUUGGUUCUGGAUGACCGCUCAGCCUCCCAACCCAUCAUGCCACGCCGUGAUCAGUGGCCAGUGGAAGCCGUCAGCCUCUGACCGUGCCGCGGGGAGAGUACCGGGUUACGCUAUGAUCAACAUCAUUAUUGCCCCUGGUGAGUGUGGUAUUGGCGCAGACACUAGAGUCGCAGAUCGUAUAGGGUUUUAUACGAGGUACUGCAAGAUAUUUGGGGUUACAACUGGAAAGAAUAUUGCAUGUUACGGCUUUUAAUUCUUAAGCUUCCGUUAAUUGCUUCUGUUAACUUCGUUAGAAAAGAAGAGUUAAGUACUGUACUCUCUUUUUGUCAAUGUUUUCUCUCUCUCAUUCUCUCUCACUCUCUCUCUCUACCUUCAUAUCUUGUCU